Molecule: messenger RNA, 425 nt
Organism: Hyaloscypha bicolor E
Lineage: Eukaryota; Fungi; Ascomycota; Leotiomycetes; Helotiales; Hyaloscyphaceae
Exons: 1
Coding region: 46-288 (80 amino acids)
Source: RefSeq, a predicted model, not a curated record
CUUGUAGGAAGAUCAUCCACAGAAUCAACGGUCCGAAAGCUCGAGAUGCUGCAUGCAAAAGCAGACGAGUGGGCCAAGAAAUACACUUCGGUCUUCGCCACCGCCAAAUACGAAGUCAUCUGCUUUAUCUACAAAGGAGAUAGGAGGCAUAUUAGAGCCAAGACGAGAGCAGUAGACCUGGGACCGACGAAUGGCGUCGAGAGGGUUAUUCAGCCCAAAACAUACCCCAGAUACCUCGGAAUUAUCCUAGAUUUAGAAUCCAACGAUAUAAAGUAUACAGAUAUAUAAAGGGGAGAGGUAGUAAGUAGAUCUAUGCCCAAGGCUUUAUUACGAGCUUAUUCUGUGAUGAAAGACCAUCUUGCGCUUGGGCGGUGAGUAGGAAGGAUAUAGAUAUAUAAUUAACAUAGCUGUGGACCUGUGUUUAU